Messenger RNA from Leptinotarsa decemlineata (Colorado potato beetle), 595 nucleotides. It is a transcript of the gene purple, whose product is annotated as 6-pyruvoyl tetrahydrobiopterin synthase purple. The record is from RefSeq and is a predicted model, not a curated record. Gene Ontology annotation, cellular component: mitochondrion. Gene Ontology annotation, molecular function: 6-pyruvoyltetrahydropterin synthase activity. Gene Ontology annotation, biological process: tetrahydrobiopterin biosynthetic process. Lineage: Eukaryota; Metazoa; Arthropoda; Insecta; Coleoptera; Chrysomelidae.
AGAAUGAAUAAUAACAUAAACACACGUAUUUCAUUUUAUGCACUACCGGUAUCGGUAUCUUAGUCACUAACAGUUUAUAAAAAUGAGCUGUACUUUUAGUCCAAAAGCGUAUCAAACUAGAAAAAUUCAAUUUUCAGCAUGCCAUAGGUUGCACAGUCCUCAUUUAACAGAUUCGGAAAAUGAAGCUACAUAUGGAAAGUGUAACCACAUAAAUGGGCAUGGACAUAACUAUAUAGUGAAAGUAACUUUAUUUGGAGAAGUCCAUGUUGAAACUGGAAUGAUACUGAAUAUGACUGAAUUGAAAAAAUACAUGGAAGAAGCAAUUAUGAAGCCGAUGGACCAUAAGAAUUUAGACAAGGAUGUUGAAUAUUUUUUUACCAGGCCCAGUACAACAGAAAAUGUAUCAAUUUUCAUCUGGAUGAGAAUGAAAGAAGUUAUGAAAAAUCCAGAAUUAUUAUAUGAAGUUGAAGUUCAUGAAACUGAAAAUAACAUAGUAAAAUAUCGUGGAGAAUAGUUAAAUAUACAUAGAUGAUACUGUUUUAUAAAAUGAACUACAUUAAUAUACAGGCAACUCUUGCCAAAUUGAAACCUGUGA